AUGGGUCAACGUCACCAAGUAUUCGUUGUGGCACAAGUCAUACCCAAAGGCACGCCUGCUGACUCUCACAGUCAAGGGUAUCAAUGUAUAGUGGCGCUGCAUCACCAAUGGUGUUAUGGGCGCCUGCCAUUGCUUGCUACUCGUCGCUUUUUAACACUCUUGAGAGUUCCUGAAAAUGCGGAGAUCGUUCGUUGGGAGCUUAACGAAAUUCGAGCCAAUUGGGAGUCACUAGACGACAAUGAGAAUCUUUGUCCAUAUAUCGCAUCUUUACUCGUGUCGUGCUGGUCGGCAUCUUUGGAGCCGCACAAAACCUAUGCCACUGGGACGAGCUGUCAUUUAUUGUCACCUUUCAUGGGUAGUGGGGAUGGAGACAACAAUGACGGGAUCACUAUCAUCGACAUUACAGAUUGUCAAUCUCCUGCUUACUGCUUUGUAUCUGUGGGUUCCAUGGAAUCAAGGGUUCGCGUCCCUUCAUGGAGGCCAUUGACGGCUGAACGGUACUGUCGCGCGUACUAUCCACGUCCUGAUCCAGAAAUUCUUGACCAGGAUGAUGAGGCUCGCCGUCUUGAGGAGAAUGUUGUUUCUAUCAUUGCAUCGCUUGAUAAUGAGACUGUGCUUGAUUACAGCGUGCUCGUGGAUACCUGGCCUACGGAAUACAGGAAGAAAGUACUAUCUGCUUCUCCCGCACAUGAGGCACCCACACUCAUUCCUAGCCUUAUUGAGAUGUCCAUCGAGCCUUCCAUCGCUUCCGUCAUACAAGGCGGGGACACCUCAUCAAUGCGGAGCGUCAUGGCGCAGCCUGACAAAUGCCCGAUUGUCAGGUCCAAACUCAAGGAGCUUUCCCCUUUCCCCGACGAGGCAAUACCCUUAUUACUCGACCUCCUCAGAUUAGAGCUUGAACUGAAUCCCAAGCUCCUCGAUCUGACGUCUCUGUCUUUACACACAGCCCAAAUUCUUCGACUUCUCACUUCGUUUGAGUCCAUCGAAGAUCUCAAUCUGUCUCACAACUACUUGGUCGAUAUCGAGACCGUCGAACAGAUCCUUUCCAAGCCUUUAAGACGUAUUGUUCUUCUUGGCUGCUCAUCUUUCGACGACGAAGACGUAGCUUCGCUUCUUUUUGAGAAACCCGAACUCUUCCAGUCCCUUGACGCGUUCAUUCAUCCGUAUUUCUUUUCACCGCAUCCGGAUGCUCCGAACGUUUUUGCUAUUGCUUCUAUGAACAUGGGCCGCACCCCGUAUUGGGUCUCCGUCCCGUACAUCAGUCCUUCCCGUGUCGUCCAAACCUUGAUCGACAUAAUCACAGCACUCUUGGAAGACAAUUUGAUCCUGCGCCAUAGUUUCGCGGUGGCAGCUGGUAUCUCGGGCUGGCGCGGGGACGAAGAGUCUUGGGACAAACGGAGCGUUGUCACUGUCCCAUCGGUUCGACAUUGCCCCAAAGAAGGUUGGGCAUUUUUCAUUUCAGUCGACAAACUCGCCUCUACGAUUUUUAACUCUGGGUGGGCUUUUGUCGAUUUAUCAGAGUCCGCGACAGCCAGUUCCAAUCCGGACGUCUCAAGUAUCGUUGAAGAGGACUCACAGCCUGUGGAGUCUACACAAGAAUCAAAAAGCGCCCCUUCCUCCUCUGCUUACACUGUGUAUGGCUUGCGAGAAUUUCUGAAGCGAUUUUCUAUCGGGCGUGUUCCCGCCCCGGAGGAUAAUAUUCAGCGCCUAGAACAGUUGAUGAUUGAUGCAGAUGAAGUAUUUAAAACUCAACAGGCGGAAGCGUUGAGGCCAACACUGCCCCCACCGAUGUUUGAUAUUCAACAGGCUCUUUUCCAACAACUGCAGGGGGUCUUUGAGCAGGCGCACAAGGAUGGGAUAUUCAAACAGAUGACGAGUGAGAAUGUUGCUGGAUUCAUAAGAAAGGAUGACCCUCGAGUCUCUCUCUUGUGA
This is a messenger RNA of Heterobasidion irregulare TC 32-1, 1932 nucleotides long. RefSeq lists its product as uncharacterized. Gene Ontology annotation, molecular function: protein binding. NCBI's taxonomy places the organism in Eukaryota, Fungi, Basidiomycota, Agaricomycetes, Russulales, Bondarzewiaceae. The record is from RefSeq and is a predicted model, not a curated record. The transcript has 2 exons. The coding region runs from base 1 to 1932 and encodes 643 amino acids.